This is a messenger RNA of Anopheles stephensi (Asian malaria mosquito), 6735 nucleotides long. It is a transcript of the gene unc-119, whose product is annotated as protein unc-119 homolog. The record is from RefSeq and is a predicted model, not a curated record. Gene Ontology annotation, biological process: lipoprotein transport; nervous system development; cilium assembly. NCBI's taxonomy places the organism in Eukaryota, Metazoa, Arthropoda, Insecta, Diptera, Culicidae. Gene Ontology annotation, cellular component: cilium. Gene Ontology annotation, molecular function: lipid binding. The transcript has 3 exons. The coding region runs from base 331 to 1110 and encodes 259 amino acids.
ACAGGUAACGAAGGGAACAAAAAAAACAAACACAAACCCCGUAAACGCAUCACGUACCUUUUCUUUUCGCAUUGUAAUAAAAUUCGUAGACACCAGAGCAUUUCCCGCUGGUAAAUGCAGCUAUUUUAGGGUAGUGUUUUUUGAGUAUCGUUUCGUUUCGCAGCAAUACUGGCGCACCGCUAGCAGGGUGAAAUCGUGUCGCGGGUUCCAAACCCAUUCGCUCCAAUCCCCCGCCACGGACAAGAAGGAAGUGCAUUAUUCAAUCGAGCAAAGCGACCGACCUUUGUAUCGGUUCUGCGGUUCUGCCGAGUGACCCAUAUUAAAAGCGCCAUGAGUGUGGUGGGCAAGAAGCUCAGCUCAUCGAUUACGGGGGCCGAUGCGGAAGGUCCCUCGCCAACGAGCCCGACGGUGGCCGGAACCGGAGGCUCCACGACGGUGCCCACCAGCACAAUCACACCCGAUUACGUGCUGCAGCUGAACAAAAUUACCGACGACUACCUCUGCACACCGGACGCGAACAUCUACGAGAUCGACUUUACGCGGUUCAAAAUCCGAGACCUGGAGUCCGGUGCGGUGCUGUUCGAAAUAGCGAAACCAUCGUUAAGUGAUAUUACUACACACACGGGUGGAGGAGGAGAGGCGAAGGGUAAGGAACCGGUUGCUGGCACGACCAAUGAUGAACCUACCGGAGCACCAUCCGCCACCACAACCACCACGACCACCGGUACCGAGGACGCGGAGGAAACAUUCGAACCGAAUGCGGGACGCUACGUGCGGUACCAAUUUACGCCGCAAUUCCUAAAACUUAAAACCGUCGGUGCUACUGUCGAGUUUACCGUUGGCAGCAAGGGUGUGAAAAACUUUCGCAUGAUCGAGCGACACUUCUUUAAGGAUCGGUUGCUGAAAACGUUCGACUUCGAGUUCGGAUACUGUAUUCCCUUUUCUAAAAAUACGUGCGAACACAUCUACGAGUUUCCCACUAUCCCACCGGAUUUAAUGAACGAAAUGAUUCAGCACCCGUUCGAAACGCGCUCGGAUAGUUUUUACUUCGUCGACGGUUGCCUGGUAAUGCACAACAAGGCCGACUACGCAUACAACGGUGGCCUGUGAACCCCCGGGUAUCCUUAGUAACCGAGAAGCGGAAGAGCUAAUCAGCUAAGCCGGUGGUUUUGUGUUUGAAUGUUUGGUCAUCAUUUUCGUCGAGAUUUGCUCGAUCUACAUACGCAACACUAACUAGUCAAUCCUCCGCGCGCGCGUGUGUGUGUGUGAAUUUGUGUACGUUUAUUUAUGUGUGUAUGUGUUUGUGUGUGCGCGUAAGUGUACGCGGUGUGUGCCGGUAAUGGAUUUCCUUUGCACCACACGCCACCCCUCGCAGCAGCAGAAAGCGGUGGCCAGAUCUACGUCAACGUGACAUCCCCCCCACACAUUGGGAGGUCCGCGUGGGGGAGUUCUGCAAUAAAUUGACCAAAGAAACGAGAAGCGAUGAAACCGGGACCGGAUGGCUGCGGAAAGGAAGGGAGUUUAAAUUGUAAACAAACAUCCGUCGCCGCUCGGAACUGUGUGCAACUGUACACAAGAACAAAACGAAAAUACGAAACCGAAGAGCAAAAAAAAGAAAGAAACAAAACAGGUAUGUUAAAUAUAAUUAUUCUAUAAAGAGAAGAUGAAACACAGAAGGCGAAACAAAAAAUCAUACACAAGCACACGAAAACAAUUUACCACAACAACCCACAAGCGAAACUCAUGAAAGACAUUUUGAAAACGAUCUACUCGAAUCUACUUCUAGCACGGUACACUUAGAGCAAAAAACCAAAAAAAAAAGAAAAUCGGAAAAGAAACGAUUAUUGUGUUAAAUACGAUUAGAUGAGCGACGGAGUGAACCUCCCCGAAAGGAACAGCUGCUAGUUUUGCUUAGGGAGUUAAGGGAAUUAGGGAUGUGUGUUUUGAUAAGCUUAAACUCCCAUAGGCACAGAACAUCAUACACAAGCACUCACACAGAUAGUAUGUACCGUCUAAUCACCUUUCUUGCCUUAAUUAUCCGUUUGUUACCGGGAGGGACUGGGCGCGAUAAGCUGCUGCUUAAACUGCAAUUGCGAAACACGGUACCGGCUUGCGGGAAGAAUUGUACGUUAAAAAUAGACCGACACAGAUUGCGAGCGCAAAUCCCGAGCAGAACCAUCAUCAUCAUCAUCAUCAUGACGAAUGCUGAUGAUCAAGCGAGAUCGGAACGGAAUUUCAUUUGCGGCAUCAUGUGUGAAAAAAACGCAUUUUUAUACCAAGAUUGAUCAGGGUGAGACAGAUAGUCAAUAGGAGACACAUUUAUGUCGUCAUCGACCGAAGCCGUUCUUUUGCCUUUACUUAAUGCCAUUUAAGGGAUUUAAAUGUUUUAAUAUUUUAACAAAAAGGUUAGGUUUGUUUGACCCUCUUGUUUUCGCCCUUGCAGACCACAAAAGCAAAUGCACUCGAUGCACUACUGGUUCAUGCAAUGCAUUGAUUUAGGAAGCUAGGAAUAGGAACCCAAGGAUCUGCUUAAUGUCGUUGUCCUCCCGAACGAAGCGAAACCGUUAUUGCGCCGCGGACACAACAACACACGCGACUUUACACCCCUUAACCAACCUUUGUCCUUUGACCGCUACGCGUAACCGCUCCGUUUUCUAGCAUUAUUCACUCACAAAGAAAAAAACGGGGAUUAGGAAAAAAUCGAAUCAUUUCACUUUCGCACCCAACACCAGCCACCCCAUUUGGUUUGGGGGAGUGUGACAAAUAAUAAGGGGGUGGUUAUACCUUCCCCCCCCCCCCAAAAAAAAACAGUAUAUUGGCGGGGUUUUGUUUUUGCGGGUGCCCAUUACGCUACACACCCCGGGGUGUUAUUCGCGUGACCACACAGCGGUAGUAUUGGUCGUUGAAUUUCAAUACGUAAUGGGGCUGGCUCUUGUUUUCCCUCCCGCUUUUUUUUUUGUAAUACCUUUGCAUGAAACCAUGAGGUGUCCAUGUCACGAAACUAGUGCUUUUAACCUUACAUUCGAUCGAUCGAUUGGAGUUGUCAGAAAAACAGGUGGUGUUGGUCCGUGUGUGUGUGUAUAAUGCGAAAAGAUCAGUUGGUGUUUUUUUUUUUUUGUUUUUUUGGUACUUUGGAUCAGAGUUCGGGAAAAAUGUAAAACUUUCUUUUCUAAAGCAUCUAGGCAAAGAUAGGAUAAUGAUUUUUUGGUUUCUAGAAUAUUUAAAACAAAAGCUUUUACUGCAAAGCAAACCAACCUCACACAACUACCAAUAGAAGAACUAAUAAACAAAACCACAGCAAAUCACAAAGAGUAAACAAUAAGAAGACAAAACACACAACUAAUAGCAAUCGUUAUGAUAAAGAGAGAGAGAAAGAGAUGUAGUAAGAAUAUACUAUAUAGUACACGACACAAUAGCAAAAACAAUGGCACCGAGAAACCCAAGUUUUCAAACCUCACCGCAUGCCGUGAAACAUGAGAUGGGGAAAAAAAACUAUAGCUAUACACAGACACAAACACACGACCCUAUAGAUGUGGUAAUGCUUCGAUGUUAAGCCCUUUAACCAUUUAGCAUUCGUCGGUCGUCGGCUUCGUUUGAGACGGAGGAACAAAAGAACUGAGUUUUAGGGAGCCUUGUUCUACUACGAAUUAGACACAACAAAAAAAUAACAAAAGAAAAAACCAAAUCGAGCAUGAACGUAGUAGCCAUCGGUUAGUAGUUAGUAGGCAAACAUUGCAAACGCAGCCAUCUUAGAUUGCGAUCGAAAGGAGGGUGAACUAAUGCUGUUACUACUAUCAACAUCACCACUACUAACAUAUGCUAGUCAUGGGACUUUAAUUCGGCUAGGUGUUUAAAUACUAGGUGUUCUACCCGUAAGCCAUAGGAAAACAAAACCAACGCUAGCGCAAACAAAGGUCGGUCGGAACUACUAAGCAAAGAGGCCAUUUUUAAUCUGAGCUCGGUUUUUAGUGAAGUAAAGUGGUUUUUUGGCUUUAAACAGGUUGAGAGGAGGAGUUUCUUCUUUCGAGGUUAUGAGUUGGUCGUAAUUAGACACCGAGGCAAGGUAGCUCACUUUUUAAAAGAGUGAGCGCGUAGUGUCUUAUUUUGUUUGACAGCUCUCUCUCUCUCUCCCUCACUUUCUCCGGAUUAGUAUCUUCUGGGUAGUAGACAACAGUCAAAUUUUUUGGUUCAAAAAAUGAAUUUUUGAAUGAAAGUCAAUCGUAACGAAUCGUUUUGCAGGAUUUAAGUCCGGAGGGUAACAAGACACGAUAAGGGCCUUUUAUUUAACCCUUUUAACGGCAAGCUCUUAAUAGACGAAGUUCUUUCGGUUAAAGAAGCCCUACUGAUCACAAAGCCCCUUGGGCGUCGAAACCUCUUGAAAUUUCCCACUGUUAAACCCGCUACUGGGGGCGGUCCGGUGUCCGAGGUGAUAACGGCGCCUGUCUUCACACGGCAGGACCGGGGUUCGAAUCCAUACCGCCUCUCCGUACGCAGAGCUGACUACCAGACUACGGGACUACUUGCUAAGUCCCAGAAAGCCUGAUAUGAUAGGCCGAGACCUCUCAAGGUUAUAGUGCCAGGGAAGAGGAAGAUAUAGUCAACAGUUAGAAAUUUUGGUUGAAAAAAUGGAGUUUCGAAUCAAUCCUCCCGAAAUUUGAUCCGAUCCAGUGCUUUAGUCGAUACACGUAUAAAUCCUUUUGCUGGAUUUACUAGAAGUGUUGUGCCUAGAAACUUUUCGGUCUCCUGGACAAAAAGAUACGAUAAAGGACCUUUGAGCGAUUUAAUCCCUUUGACGCCAAGCUCUUUUAAUAGGCAAAGUUCAUUUGGUGAAGUCUCUUGAGCGUCGAAGCCUCCGUCAAUCUCUCACUGUAAAACCCGCCACUUUCGAUGACUGAUUUUGAGGUUAUUUGAGGUCUUUGUUGACUAUUAAAAGAACGGUGCUCGUUAUCAAAACGAUUGACUGCAGUCCGGGCAAACGUCAACAGCAAUUACUAAGCGUCCAGCGCAUUCGAAGAGCUGUCAAACAAUUAGUAAAAUACAUCCCUGCAUCUAUCGUUAGCAUUUGAUAGUAUUCGUAAAAUCGUUUCAUCGAGACAGAAACCUACCACCAAGGGGGUAGAAAACAAGCAAGACUUGUUUGAGAUAAGCUCUCGCGAGCGAGUCUUGAGCUGCUUUUAUGGAUGCUGAGUUAUUAGUGUUUACAGCACUUUAAUCCAGUAAGCCGUCGUAAACUACCCGCCCGGAAUGUUUUGCUAGUCGCGUCUGUUGGUCCAACCUCCUCCUAGUCAUUAUGUUUAAGUCUCUACUUAUGGAAAUGGAAACCUCCCCGUUGUCUUGUGUGUGUGUGUGUGUUUGUGAGUUAGUUUGUUAGUUUGUACAGAAGCAAGCAGGCAACGUUUGCGAACAAAGGUUUUAAAGCUGAGCUACGUUGACGAUUGUCUUUUGACACGUUUGUUCUUCGUCCAAAGGGACGAAGGGUUUUUGUUUUUUUAUUUUUAAAUUCCCCUGAUUGUACACGAGGAUCAAUUACGAUCGGACGAUCUUUAUAAUAAAGCACUGAACGGUGGUGGUGUGAGGUUUUAAAUGUGAGAUAAAAUCCAAACGAAAUUUGACGGAGAGCAAAAUGGUAGGAACGAUUUAGUAAUAGCAUAAUGUACUAGCGUUAGUCCACCAGGACCAGGGGUCCUUAAUACGCCGCCCAUUUAACCAUUGUACGGUGCGUACUUUGAGCGAACAAAAACCCAGCGUUACCCAGCGUGCAGAAAACCCGAUUUAAUAGCGCGAUCUUAAACACAGCAAAACAAACUAAUACAAGAAAAACAAACAGCAAGAAAUAAAUUCUAGAAUAUCGAAAGUAUAGAGAUAAUAAAUAAUUGUGGUAAAAACAGAAGCAAAACGUGAAACGAAAAAUCAUCCAGGCAAAAACAAUAAAAAGAUGUGAAUGAAACACACAUUAUUAGGCGGAGGUGUUGAGGUGAAAUUGAGGUAAAGGAGCUAAAUGCAGAAUGAAUAGUAAAUGAGAAUUAGAAAAGCAACAAAAAACCAAAAACAGUUAAAUUAUUUCCAAAAAAAGUAUUUCUAUUUGCAAAGCUCUUCUUAAGCAGAUUUAAAACGUAAUUAAAAUAUUGCGAAGCAAUGACGAAAAAACAAACGACGAAACGUUUGCGGCUGGCUCCAUAUCUAAUAAAGUUAAACUAAUUCAAUUUAAAGAGAAAUAAAACACCGACACGUAAAAGGGGAAAAGUAAAGAAGUAAAAGGGAAAAUCGAACAAAAACGGUUGCAAGCGGUAGAGACGAACGUGAAUCUAAGUGGUGCAAAACGAAAUUACUAGUCAAAACCAAAAAGCAGAAACAAACCAAAACUUUGGCUCUGAAUUUUUACCUUUAAAGAGCAAGGUACUAUUAAACUUUUAAAAUUCCUAGCUCUACAAAUGCAGAACCAAACACCUAAAAGGGACGGAAAGCGAACAACACGGCUUCACGCGAAAUCUUUCUACUUCCGACACUUGCAGCGUGAAGUCACUCUGCUGCUGUUAAUGAUUCGGCCGAAUCAUACCUCCUUCGCGAAGGAAGGUACAUUUGAGUUUAUUCUGCCCUCUGUUGUAAGUUUAUCUGUGUUUACCCCCAAAACAACCCUAUGUUGCUAUACUUUCGUUGUUUAAUUUGUGCUUUCGAUUCGAGGCACCCCUCAGUAUCUCAAGUACGAUAAAAUAGAUAACACAUUGUUCGGUGUAA